Messenger RNA from Aspergillus affinis, 1026 nucleotides. RefSeq lists its product as uncharacterized. The transcript is spliced from 3 exons. Lineage: Eukaryota; Fungi; Ascomycota; Eurotiomycetes; Eurotiales; Aspergillaceae. Gene Ontology annotation, biological process: arachidonate metabolic process. The record is from RefSeq and is a predicted model, not a curated record. The coding region runs from base 1 to 1026 and encodes 341 amino acids. Gene Ontology annotation, cellular component: membrane.
AUGCCCGUAACGGAAUCUUACAUCCAUGUCCUUUCCAUCCCCACAAUGCCAAAUCGUAACCUCAACCUUCUCAGUCUCGAUGGCGGAGGAGUCCGCGGGCUUUCCACUCUCCUAAUCCUGCGUCAACUAAUGGAAGCGAUCGAUCGUGAGCAUCCGCCUAAACCAUGCGAGUACUUCCAAUUCAUUGGUGGAACUGGGUCGGGUGGUGUGAUCGCGAUCAUGCUCGGUCGUCUUGAGAUGGACAUCGAACAGUGCAUUAGAGCCUACACGCGGCUUCUUCGUCGUGUGUUCGCCAGCAAGAGAACCUUCCCCGUAGGCAGCAAUUUGCGCAUGCGACCGAAAUACGAUAUCAAGCGCUUAGGAUCGGCAAUGCGCGCGAUCCUCCGAGAGCUGAAUUACGACGAUGACAUGCUUCUGCGGGAUGAGGAUGGUACAUGUCGAAUAUUCAUCCCCGUCACCGACUCCACCAACCGCAAACUCGUCCCCUUAACCAGCUACCCAAGCCCGUACUGUCCGACAGAACUUUACAAAACAACCAGAGUAUGGGAAGCGGCCCAAGCCAGCUUUGCGAGCGCGUCCCUCUUCGAGCCCGUAUGCAUUGGACCCAGCGGUCGCGAAUUCCAAGACAGCACGGCGGAAGCGAACAACCCGAUGCGCGAGGUGUGGAUCGAAGCUCGUGCCCUGUGGCGCUCAGGAUCUCUCGAAAGCCAGCUGCGAUGUAUGGUAUCCAUCGGAACGGGGGUCCCCUCGAUCAAGCGUCUCGGGCGGAAUAUGUUCGGAAAGUCCCGAUCAAAGCAUGAGGUGGUUGAUGCGGAGACGGAGACUAAUCGGUUUCUAAAGGAACAUACGGAUCUGGAUGAUGAUCAUCGCUUGUUUCGGUUUGAUGUCCCUAAUGGGUUGGCGGAUAUUAAGCCCCAUGGGGUAGAUGAGAUAGAGACUGUUGUGGAGGCGACUGAGGAUUACCUAGCCAAGGAACUCAUGUAUAAGCAGGUGAGGAGGUGUGGGAAGGCUCUUGAUGGUGUUUAG